Messenger RNA from Cantharellus anzutake, 907 nucleotides. RefSeq lists its product as uncharacterized. Bases 80 to 907 code for a protein of 275 amino acids. The transcript is spliced from 4 exons. The record is from RefSeq and is a predicted model, not a curated record. Gene Ontology annotation, biological process: retrograde vesicle-mediated transport, Golgi to endoplasmic reticulum. NCBI's taxonomy places the organism in Eukaryota, Fungi, Basidiomycota, Agaricomycetes, Cantharellales, Hydnaceae.
CGAAUCUAUAAUUUACACUGGAACCACGCAUCCACCGAACCACAACGACAGAGCUCUCGGCGCAACUACGGUGGUUUGAAUGGACCCUAAGGCGCGAGCAGAGGCACGUCGCCAGGCGAUUUUGACGAAAGGGUCGAAACGGCUGGCGAAGCUGACUUCCUCAGCCCGUGGCGAGGAUAGCGCUGUCAUGCAUCAAGACCUGCCAACUGAGUUCGGGAACAGGCUGACAGAAUCACCGACGCCAGACCCUCACAUACCAGCUAUACCCGUACACCCUCCCCUAGUACCUAGCGGUCUCAAUGAGCCUUUUCCGCAUCUCGAAAGGGAACGUAUGAUCAGGGAGCUUUUCGGCGCUCCACUUCAGGCUCCGUCUGGCAGUAUUCCCAAUCUGGAUCACGGUCUCGCCCCAUUCCUGACAUCGAUUAUAGAAGGAAGUGCUUUGAGUCCCAAGUCGCCCUCUGGUUCUUCGGUUGCUGUCAACAUCAGUGAACCCACAUCUCACCAGAAGCAAAUCAUCGCCCACUUUCUACCUCUCAUCCGUCUAGCUUCAGUGAUCAUGUUAUCGAUAUUCUUCGUGUCACGAUAUGGGCCAGAACAGACAGGUAAUUCCUCUUGGAGCACAUUGAAGCACCAUUCACCAAAUCUCUCUCAACCUGCAGGCCUAUUCCAAAGCUUUGCAGCACUCGAAAUUGUUUGGUAUGCACUUUACAUGAUGUGCGGGCUUAUCGACACGACAGUCCCUGGCAUCAUUUCUGCAGUUUUGCCAUUGCUAUCCCAACCCUAUACCACCGGAAUAACCACCGCGGUCCAAUACAUUAACAUGGCACAAAGAAUAGCAGAUGAUCUCGCAGUGGCCUUGUUAAUUACAGGAUUUGUAGUCUGGAACGCAGGGCGAAUGAGCCAAUGA